Heterobasidion irregulare TC 32-1 is the source of this 828-nucleotide messenger RNA. RefSeq lists its product as uncharacterized. NCBI's taxonomy places the organism in Eukaryota, Fungi, Basidiomycota, Agaricomycetes, Russulales, Bondarzewiaceae. The coding region runs from base 109 to 462 and encodes 117 amino acids. The record is from RefSeq and is a predicted model, not a curated record. The transcript has 6 exons.
AGCCAGCACUCCCCAGCCAGUCUCCUUUACUAGCAGCCCCGCCUGCCUCCCCCCUACUUCCCAUCCCCCACCUUCCCCCGUCCACAUCCCCUCCCCUCUUGACAAAAGAUGCCCAAAGAAGCGACAAAAACCAAGUCACGCAAGGCUGCGAGCAAGAGCGAGAAGGCGCCCCGCGGCGGCAAGAAAACGAAGGAUCCCAACGCCCCCAAGCGGGCCAUGUCCGCAUAUAUGUUCUUCAGCCAAGACUGGCGGGAGAGGAUUAGGACUGAGAACCCCGAUGCCAGCUUCGGUGAGGUCGGGAAGCUCUUGGGCGCAAAGUGGAAAGAGCUCGACGAGUCAGAGAAGAAGCCUUAUAUUGAGCAGGCCGCACGAGACAAGCUCCGUGCUGAGCAAGAGAAAGCAGAUUACGAUGAGAAAAAGCCAGUCGCCGGUAGCGGCGACGAAGGGAAUGACGAGGACUAGGCGGCGCACGCGCUUCGCCCGCGCACGUCGACCGUCCAUGUACACCCGCACUCUCCUUGUAUGUUGACCGAGGCCCGGGGCCCCGCUUGUACCCGACCCAUCAUCGUAAUCGACAUUCUCUCCCACCUGCCUGACAUUUGUUACGCUAUAAUAAGACGAAUAAAUCCCACGUCCAUUCAUAUUCUUACCCCGUCUUGUUCAGCCCCGCCUCCUCCUGCCGUCUGUGUCUACGUCUCGUUUUUCGUGUUCCUGUGUGUUAUGGUUGUUUGUGGGCCCACCCCCUUCGUUCUGCGUUCUGUGUGCAUAGUAUGUUCUAUUGUGUAGUGUCAAACAUUCCGUAUCGCACAUUUUUAUUUUGCUGCAUCG